AGCUGCAUCUCCCCUCCCCUCUGCUGUCUCCCUCCCGUCUCUACGCGCACCCCAAACUGUUCUGCUCUGUCUGCUCUCUUCGUUGGCUUGGAGGCGCAUCGAUAACACUUUUCCUCAAUUCUUUCUGCUUACGUGACUUCUACACUAUUGUUUUAAUGUCACGACGGGAAAGAGACUUUUCAAAAUGGAGCUAUCACAAAAACUCCGUUGGGACCAAUUCGUGCUUUUGGCAGCAGCGCUUAUGUCACCUGCAUUAACGGUGCUGUGUAACGACAUACUCGGCCUCAAGGGGGCAGGAGAUCCAGUGUUGACACCUAACUCGGUGUGUCUGCGGCUGGCCGGGCUCAGCAAGCGUCAGAUGCGGAUGUGCGUCCGCAGCCCCGACGUGACGGCCUCCGCCCUGCAGGGCAUCCAGGUGGCGGUCCACGAGUGCCAGCACCAGCUCCGCGAGCACCGGUGGAACUGCUCCUCGCUGGAGGGCCACGGGAAGCUUCCCCACCAGAGCGCCAUCCUCAACAGGGGUUUCCGCGAGAGCGCCUUCUCCCUGUCCCUGCUGGCGGCCGGGGUGGCCCACUCCGUGUCCUCGGCCUGCAGCAUGGGCAAGCUGCAGGGCUGCGGCUGCGAGGCCAAGCGCCGGCUGGACGACGACAAGAUCCGCAUGAAGCUCACCCAGCUGCAGCUGCGCACGCUGCAGAAGGGCGGGGCGGGCGGGGGGCUGGCGCGCCCCCCCGCCGCCGCCCUGCACCCCGCCGGCCCCUCCGUCCUGCUGAGGCCCCCGCCCGACCAGGGGAGCUCCGUGCAGGAGACCUGGGAGUGGGGCGGCUGCAGCCACGACACCCGCUUCGGGGAGCGCUUCUCCCGGGACUGGCUGGACUCGCGGGGGUCGCCCCGGGACAUCCACGCCCGGAUGAGGAUCCACAACAACAGGGUGGGGCGGCAGAUCGUGACAGACAACACCAAGAGAAAGUGCAAGUGCCACGGCACGUCGGGCAGCUGCCAGUUCAAGACCUGCUGGCACGUGUCCCCCGAGUUCCGGCUGGUCGGGGCGCUGCUCAAGGAGAAGUUCCUCAUGGCCAUCUUUGUCAACUCCCAGAACAAGAACAACGGCGUCUUCAACCCCCGAGGUGGAGGAGGAGGAGGUGGAGGAGGAGGAGGUGGAGGAGGAGGAGGAGGAGGAGGAGAAGGAGGAGGAGGAGGUGCACGCCGCCGCGGCAGUGUAUCCCGGGAGCUGGUGUACUUUGAGAAGUCGCCAGACUUCUGUGAGCAGGAGCCUUCGCUGGACUCGCUGGGCACUCAGGGCCGCAUCUGCAACAAGACCAGCCGCAGCAUGGACAGCUGCGGGGCACUGUGCUGCGGCCGGGGACACAACAUCCUGAAGGAGACGCGCAGCGAGCGCUGCCACUGCCGCUUCCACUGGUGCUGCUACGUGCUGUGCGAGGAGUGCCGCGUCACCGAGUGGGUCAACGUCUGCAAGUAGACGCUGUGCAACCCCCCACCCCCCCCCCCCCCCCCCCCCCCCCCCA
This is a messenger RNA of Gadus macrocephalus (Pacific cod), 1523 nucleotides long. RefSeq names its product wingless-type MMTV integration site family, member 10b (gene wnt10b). Lineage: Eukaryota; Metazoa; Chordata; Actinopteri; Gadiformes; Gadidae. Gene Ontology annotation, biological process: multicellular organism development; neuron differentiation; canonical Wnt signaling pathway. Bases 185 to 1477 code for a protein of 430 amino acids. The record is from RefSeq and is a predicted model, not a curated record. The transcript is spliced from 5 exons. Gene Ontology annotation, molecular function: frizzled binding; cytokine activity. Gene Ontology annotation, cellular component: extracellular region.